Molecule: messenger RNA, 954 nt
Organism: Saccoglossus kowalevskii
Lineage: Eukaryota; Metazoa; Hemichordata; Enteropneusta; Harrimaniidae
Product: ATP synthase subunit C lysine N-methyltransferase-like
Biological process (GO): peptidyl-lysine trimethylation; regulation of mitochondrial ATP synthesis coupled proton transport; positive regulation of proton-transporting ATP synthase activity, rotational mechanism
Cellular component (GO): mitochondrion
Molecular function (GO): protein-lysine N-methyltransferase activity
Source: RefSeq, a predicted model, not a curated record
AUGGAUUCGGAACAAAACAUCAGCGAGGAUGCUAGGAGCAAGGGAAAGCUCGGAUUGAUAUUGGUUGGCGUAUCAGGAGCACUCGUUGCUGGUCUUUAUGCUAUCGCAACCCCAUUUGUGUUGCCGGCUUUACGGAAAGUCUGUCUUCCGUACGUACCGGCCACUACAAAACAAAUAGAAAACGUAAUGAAAGCUAUUCGAGGUAGAAAAGGAAAUCUCAUUGAUAUUGGAAGUGGUGAUGGUAGAAUUGUGUUGGCUGCAGCACAGAACGGAUUCAAAUCGGUUGGCGUCGAGUUAAAUCCCUGGUUAGUAUGGUAUUCCAGAAUAAUGGCAAGAAAUCUAAAACUGUCAAAACAAGCUCAGUUUUACCGUCAAGACUUGUGGAAAAUGAACACUUCAGAGUUUGAUAAUGUUGUUAUUUUUGGAGUUUCACAGAUGAUGUCUGAUUUAGAGGAUAAGUUAUCCAAAGAACUCCAUCCACAUAGCAGGAUAGUUGCUUGUCGGUUUCCAUUUCCAACAUGGAAUGCAGUGGAUAUCAUUGGAGAAGGCGUUGACACUGUAUGGAUCUAUGAUUAUAAAUGUGACCAGCACAGAAAGUAGUUGACACCAGCUGGUUGUAUUUCGGAAAUAGAUAGAUCCAAAAUUGUGACCUGUCAAUAGCUCUGCGCUGGAACCAAAUUCCUUGGCUGCACUAAAAUUACCUAGAAGUCAGUUUGUUGUGGAGAAACAUUUUGUCCGAAAUUCGUGGCAUUUAACUGCAGGAUGCACUGGUUGGCAAGAAUCCGAGAUGAUCAAAUCUGAAUGAAGUUUGUUGUUGUUUAAAGUGCCUGUGCAAUGCCCACCCACACGCUUCCCAUUUUAGAUCUGUGCCCCACUGAAAUGGGCAAUUAUUGAUUUUUUUGCUGAAAAUGAUUACUCGUAUCCAAGUAAAUUUAAGAUAUUUCCCGUGAUGUA